Aphis gossypii (cotton aphid) is the source of this 1413-nucleotide messenger RNA. RefSeq names its product tigger transposable element-derived protein 1-like. The record is from RefSeq and is a predicted model, not a curated record. Gene Ontology annotation, cellular component: nucleus. The transcript has a single exon. Lineage: Eukaryota; Metazoa; Arthropoda; Insecta; Hemiptera; Aphididae. Gene Ontology annotation, molecular function: DNA binding. Bases 1 to 1413 code for a protein of 470 amino acids.
AUGGUGGAGAAAACUGAAAAAGCCUUAAAUAUUUGGAUUGAAGACCAGACCCAAAAAAAAGUUCCUCUCAGUUCUAUAAUUAUACGGGAAAAAGCUAAACAAAUUCAUCAGCAUUUUACAAGUUCAUCGCAGGAAGACGGCAAAAACUCGUCGUUUCUUGCAAGCAAAGGCUGGUUUGAAAAAUUCAAAAAUCGGUGUAACCUUCACAAUGUCAAGCUAGUCGGCGAGUCUGCCUCUGCAGAUCAUUUAGCAGCUAAGAAUUUUCCGUUAGAGUUGAAAAAUGUUAUUGAACAGGGAGGUUAUACACCUGAACAGGUAUUCAAUGCAGACGAAACUGGUCUUUUUUGGAAAAGAAUGCCAUCAAGAACUUUUUUAUCAAAAAAUGAAAAAACAGCACCCGGAUUUAAGGCUGCUAAAGAUAGACUAACCUUAUUGCUUUGUGCCAAUGCUUGUGGUUUUAUGAUGAAGCCAAUGGUCGUUUAUAAGUCACUUAACCCAAGAGCCUUCAAAGGUAAAGAUAUGAAUCACUUGCCUGUGUUUUGGAGAGCAAAUAAUAAAGCUUGGGUUACAGCACAGAUUUUUAGUGAUUGGUUUAAGAACUGUUUUAUUCCUCAAGUGGAGACGUACCUAAAAUUAAAAAAUCUCCCUUUUAAAGCUUUAUUACUGACUGACAAUGCCCCAGGCCAUCCUUCCUCAUUAGAACUUCAGCAUUCUAACAUUAAAGUCAUGUUUUUGCCUCCAAAUACCACCUCACUCCUUCAACCAUUAGAUCAAGGGGUGAUCGCAGCUUUUAAGGCUUAUUACGUAAGAAGAACUUUUAAACGUUUAUUAAAAAACAUGGAAGAAGAUCCAAAACUCACUGUCACACAAGGAUGGAAAAAUUAUAACAUCGCCGAAUGUCUUGUCAACAUCAAAGAAUCACUUGACGAAGUUCAACACUCCACUAUAAAUGCUUGUUGGCGAAAGUUAUGGCCGGAAGUUGUGUUUUUCGAUAAAAUUGACGAUCUGAGCACCACUGUGAAUCAAAUCGUAGGAAUUGCUCGAGACGUAGAAGGUUUUGAUGAGAUAAAUAGAGACGACAUAGAAGAAAUGAUGAAUAACUAUGAUCAAGAACUUACGUUGGAGGAGCUGGAAGAAAUUACCGCAAUCCAAAACGAACCAAAACAAUUUAACCAGGAAGAAGAGGAAGAAGAGCCUGUGAAGCUGGAUUUUUCCUCUAAAUCAAUCAAUGAGAUUUUUUCAUUGGCAAACCAACUGACUGAACGAGUUCUUGAGACAGAUCCACUCACUGAAAGAGCAUUAAAGUUCAAAAGGGGAAUCCAAGAACUGUUGGUGCCAUACGAAGAAAUUCGCAAAGACGUAGAAAAUAAAAGGAAACAAACAUCUAUUACUAAUUUUUUCCAUCCUUCUUAA